Rana temporaria (common frog) is the source of this 2057-nucleotide messenger RNA. It is a transcript of the gene TMPRSS5, whose product is annotated as transmembrane serine protease 5. The record is from RefSeq and is a predicted model, not a curated record. Gene Ontology annotation, cellular component: membrane. The coding region runs from base 270 to 1667 and encodes 465 amino acids. Lineage: Eukaryota; Metazoa; Chordata; Amphibia; Anura; Ranidae. Gene Ontology annotation, molecular function: serine-type endopeptidase activity. Gene Ontology annotation, biological process: proteolysis. The transcript is spliced from 13 exons.
CUGACCCGAGCUCAAACAACAAUCCUAUUCAGCUGAGCUCUGCUGAUUUGGCUCUCUUGUUUGACUAGAUAACAAUCUGUUCUAGCUGACAACAAGAAGUCGCCAUUGAGAUCCCUUCAUCACUCAGCAACUGUGAGCAGCAAAAUGCAUUAUGAUGCUACUAUUCUGUUCCCAGCACUAACGAGGUCUUGGAUAACUUAAUGAGCGUGGAUUAUAAGUAAACUUGUUUUUAUUUGUGUAUUGCACAUUUCGAAAAAAAAAAGUUAAAAAUGUGCCAGAAAUACACAGACCCAGACAGAAAGAACCAGAGUACUUCAGAACAGCAUAGUGUUAAUAUUCCUAAAGCUACCAUCAACAUUAGAGGAGAACUCUUUGAAAUUGUUAAUUCCCUUGAAGCAGAUCUAGAAAAAUCACGAAAGCAACAAUGCAUUGCCCGGAAGAUUCUGAUCCUCCUUUUUGCUGCUGGAGUUGUUACAGGGACAGCCGUGGGAGUUUACAUACUAGUGCAGUAUUUGAUGAAGCCCCUCAUUUACCAAGGUUCCAUUUCAUUACAAGAUGCUGAGGUGACCUCUCGGUGCAAUGACACUGACAACAACGAAGUGGCUACAGUUCCACGCAGAAAAGUAUCUUUCAGAAUAAACACAGAAAACUUCUUGUUGGAAGUACAGGUGGAAUAUAAACAAGAAUGGCUCCUAACCUGCCAUGAAGGAUGGAACUCAUCUUGGGCAACACUUGUAUGUAAACAUCUGGGUUAUAUCAGGCUUAUGCAACACAAAGCUGUAAAUCUGACAAACUACAGGCUAAAUCACACUCAAGGAUUUGCGCAGAUCCCUCUUGCUCAGACUACUUCAACAAAACAUAUUUGGCAAACCAGACGUGAAUGUCUUUCUGGUCACGUUGUUGCACUGAAGUGUUCAGAAUGUGGAUCUCGUUCCAAGUCUUCCAGGAUUAUUGGAGGGACUGAUGUCACCUUAGGUCGCUGGCCAUGGCAAAUCAGUUUGUACCUUAAUAAUAAGCAUGUUUGUGGUGGCUCCAUCGUGGCACCUAAGUGGAUCAUAACUGCUGCACACUGUGUACACAAUUACAGGUCUCCUCAAGUGUCCAGCUGGUCGGUUCUUGCGGGUAUUAUUAGCCACUCCUCAGUGGGACAGAAAGGCUCAGUGUCUGCAGUAGAGAAGAUCAUUUAUCAUCAGAAGUAUGAUGAUAGAAGCCAUGACUAUGAUAUUGCCCUGAUGAAACUGGACAAACCCUUAAACUACUCAGACAGUAUACGUCCAGUAUGUCUACCACAAUACGAUCAGGAUCUCGCCGCUGGUUCCGAGUGCUGGGUCUCAGGCUGGGGCUACACUCAUCCUGACAACACACAUAUGCCUCGCAUCCUGAAGGAAGCUAUGUUGCCGUUAAUUAGCACUAAAAAGUGCAAUAGUUCCUGUAUAUACAAUGGUGACAUAACUCCCAGAAUGCUUUGUGCCGGCUACCUUGAUGGAAAAGUUGAUGCUUGCCAGGGUGACAGUGGUGGCCCCUUGGUAUGUCAGACCGACUACACCUGGCGCCUAAUAGGAGUGGUGAGUUGGGGCAUGGGAUGUGCUGAGCCAAAUCGUCCUGGAGUCUACACUAAGAUUGCAUCCUUUUUAGAUUGGAUCCACAAAAUCAUUGAGGAUGAUUAGAAGAGAUAAAGAAGACAGAAGAUGUCUGUAUCCCUGAAUUUCCAAACUCCAAAACUCAUGGGUGAUAUCUCCAAUCAAUAUAGUGUCAAUCAGUGUUGAAUCUUCCAGAGACCUCUGAUUGUUACACUGCUGUAGCCACCAUACUCCAUAUACAUCUGUGUCAGUAAUUUCUGUCUGUAGUGGUGUGAGUAGCUCACAUACAGGACUGGACAUACAUGUCAUUGCUAUAAAGCUAAACCCAUCAUAUUACAUCAAUGAAAAGCCAGUGUAUCACUGGUUUAUAUAUACAAUACAUAAGAGCAACACCAGGAAUUGUUUCAAAUCUCAUCAUAUAAUAAAAUACAGCUUUGGGGUAUAUGUAAAACAGAAGUGUUAAUGGUAGCUUAAAGG